AUGAACAGAGGGCUAAGCGACAGCUCACUGUGGAUGCUUGGUGUAAAAGUUGUGGAUGUGGUAUUGAAUCAGUUAUCCAUCUCCUUAGAGAUUGCCCAAGAGCUAAGGAGGAGGUCCAUGAGUAAAGCUAUUGGGGCUGGAGGAGUGCUUCGAAAUUCUGAGGGGCUUUGGAUCGGAGGCUUCACAGUUAAUUUGGGCCUGGGUCAAGUUCAGGAUGCUGAUCUGGGGUCUGUUUUUGGCCUAAAACUUGCUAUUUCCCGUAACUCCUCUCCUCUGAUUGUGGAGAUGGAUUCUGCUCUUGCUGUAUCACUGAAUGCAAACAAAUGA
Molecule: messenger RNA, 327 nt
Organism: Prunus armeniaca (apricot)
Lineage: Eukaryota; Viridiplantae; Streptophyta; Magnoliopsida; Rosales; Rosaceae
Source: the annotation of a GenBank genome assembly